ACUAUGAAUGGCAAAAGCGGUCGACAGAUGUGGUGGCAAUCGUUGGGCAAAACACAACUCCAAUGUAUUGUCGAUUGACUUCCCUUUCCGUUGAAGUGUUUUCACGUGAAUAAUAAUGGUCGGACCCGCGAAACCGAAAACAACGACAGCGAAGGCGGCGCCCAAAGCGGCCGCCAAAACGCCCGCCUCUGCCGCCAAGAAGAAGCCUAAAGUUGUUCUGCCGAAGAAUGUGAAGAAACUGAUCACUCAUCGGUCGACUCGACCGCUUUGGGCCAAAAUCAGGCGAACGGCGAAGAGUAAGAAAGUGCCCGCAGAGACACUCCUCUUCUUCUUCGGGUUCAAACACCACUUCUUCUAG
Molecule: messenger RNA, 358 nt
Organism: Medioppia subpectinata
Lineage: Eukaryota; Metazoa; Arthropoda; Arachnida; Sarcoptiformes; Oppiidae
Source: the annotation of a GenBank genome assembly